Messenger RNA from Paramecium sonneborni, 3276 nucleotides. NCBI's taxonomy places the organism in Eukaryota, Ciliophora, Oligohymenophorea, Peniculida, Parameciidae. The record is from the annotation of a GenBank genome assembly.
AAUGGCAAAACUUAAGACAAAUAUAUUAAGAAUACACCUAGAUGCUCAAUUUGAUAAAUAUCUAUUAUAAAAUAAAGGGUCAUAAUUUAGAUUCUUUUAAAUUUAAGUUUUAGAUAAGGACGAUGAUCAUUUUUAUUUAUAAAAUGGAAAAGUGUUUAAUAAUCUCAAAAUAUAGACACAAUCCAUAGUUAGGAAUCAAAGAAAAUUAUUUUUUGAAUGUAAUUGGGGGUGUUCUAAUAGAAAUUUAGAGAGAGAACUGAUUGGGAUUGAAGAAAGAGUUAAAUUUAUAGAAAAGCUGGAAUAAUAAUAUAUAGUGAAGAUUACAAUACAUAUAUCUAGUCUUAUAUAGAUGUUGAACAAAUUUAAUAUUCAUUAUUUAAUUAAGCUGAUAUUUAUUUUUUUGAAUUUGAAGUUAUUUAUAUAAUAAAUAUAAAUAUCUCAUUAAAAAUUAUGAAUUUAACAAUAGAACAAUCGUAAGAGAUUAUUAAGUAAUGGUUUCAAGGACCCGAAAAUAUAUAUAAUUACAAUGUUCUAACGUAUCCGUCAUAUGAAUAAUAAGUAUUUGUGUAAAACAAAGUAGGCAUACAUCUAAACGUAACAUUAAUUAUAUGAAUUGUGUAAAUAAUAUCAAAAUUAGCAGGAUUUAUAAAAGAAUCUAUUUUAGUUUAGUGAUUAACAUAAAGCUAUCAUAUAUGUUAUGUUUUUAACUCCUAAAUAUUAAAGAAGUGUAAAAUAAAUUAAUUAUUUAGCUAUUUGAUUUAAUGAAUAUAAAUGGGUUUCAUAAUAUUAUUGCAUUUUAUUAAGAAUUUAGUCACUUCAUAAAUACUCAGUAUCAUUUAUUGAAAGAUCAUAAUAAAUUGCAAAUAUUUGAGAUAAUGAAAUUAUUCUUGGAAAAUCCCCUUGAUUAAUUGGAAGAAUGUUUUAAAAGCUUUUUAAGAAUAUGCAUAAUAUAUCCUCAUAAUUAAAAUUUCAUUUAGCUAUUAGAAUUCUUAAACUUUCUAUUUGAUUAACACAAAUCUAUUAUAGCAAAGCCAAAUUUAGCAGCAUUAUUAUUUUAUAAAUAUUUAUUGAUUUUAAAUAUUGAUGAUUAUUACAAAAUUUAAUAAAUACAUCAUAAAAAGAUAAUUGAUUUUAUGAUUGAAAUAUGGCAACUUUAUCAAUAGUAAAUUUUAUAUUUUGGUAGAGAAUUAUUAAUAAAUUUGUAAACUCCAUUUUAAUAUUCAGAAUUACAGAUUUUAUUUUUCAAUUUAAAUAUAAUAAAAUAAAAUCUACCAAUUUCACAUUUGAUAGCUAAUUAAACAACAACAACAGGAGCUUAUAAAGCAAGUUAUUAAUUAGCCUUACCUUUUGAAGUAGAAUAAAGAAUAGGAUUUGCAAUAUCUUCAUAAAUGCCAUUAGAUAGUAUUUAAACAUUUUUGACAAUGAUUUUUGAGAAAUAUGGAUAUCAUAUCAAUUUUAUUGGAGCAAUAGUUAGAAAUAUUGUUUGUGGUUAUCAUUUUGAUGAAACAGAAGUGAUCUAAAAUAAAAUUGCAGAUUUUCUAUUAUUAAUAUAUGAAAUUGCAGAUUUGUAAGGUGAAAAAUGGCCAAUCUUUUUGAAAUUUAUCUAUUCUGACAUAUUCUUUAUGACAAAGUAAUUGUUAAAUUUAUAAUUUAAGAGAUUUUAAGGAUGAUCACAAUAUCUAAGCAGGUUUAUAUUUCUUAAAAAAACUUUAUCAUAAAUAAAUGUAUAAUGAAUUAUAAGGGGCUUUAUGGUUUAUAUUUUAAACAUUUGAAGUUAAUGAGUAAUUAAAAAAGAAAGUAUAACCCUAAUUACUUUCACUUAGUUCUCAUAAUAUAUUUUAAAAGUUAUUGGAAGACCCAAAUAUAAAAGAAGCAGUAAAAUGCAAAAUACAUGAAUAUUUUUUAAAAUUAAUUUGUAACUAAUAUUAAGGGCCUGGUGGAUUGAGUUAUGAUUAAUCUGUUUUUGCAUUAUAUACUGUUGAUGAUUUAGAUACUCCUCAAGUAGUAAAUUUUUGUGAGGAGGAUAGUAAUAUGGAUAAUUCAUUCUUAGCUUAAAGUUAAAGAAAUUCUUAAUCAAAUUAAUAAAAUGAUAUUAUGUUAGAAGAAUCUGAAAAUAUAAAUACAAUUUAAAUAGAUAUUACAUUACAAAAGAUUUUAGAAAGAGAAAAAUUAGAUUCUAUAUUUUAAUAUCCUGAAUAAGAAUAAAACUUAAUUAGAUUAUACAAUUUUUUCAAUAAAUCUAUUCAACCAGAUGUUAAACAUGUUUUUCUUUAGGAAUUGACCAAAAUAAUUACUAUUUUGUAUGAAGACUAAUUUUAUGAUAUUAAUUAUGGUAUUGUUUUUGAUUUUAUUUAGAAUAUUAAUUUAAUUGCUUGAUAACAUUAUUACAAAUUAAUUUCAAUUAAGAGAGUUUAUUAUUCGAUUUAAUCAAGAGUUUGAUUUCUUCUGAAUAAUUUAGUAUUCAUUAUUUAUUUUUGGUAUAUUUUGAACAUAAAACAAAAUCAAUACAUUUAGAAAAAUUGAUAAUGCAAUCUUAAGAUUAGAUAAUAAAGUCUUUUAAAAUUAUUCAAAAUCUUAUAUCAAUAUAAAGGAGUUAAAUGAUUUUUGAAGAAAUUUUAUAAAAUUACCAAUUAUGUUCUAACAUAGAAUUUGUUUUUAAUCUUAUAGUAAUUACAAAUAUUUAAACCAUUUAAAAAGCAGGAAAUAGAAUUUAAACAUUGUUUUCUAGUAAUAAUUUUUCAAUUUUAUACUUCUUAAAGAAAAUUCAUUAGAUAGAAAAUCUAUAACUUUUUAGUUUUAUAGAAGAUUUAAUUAAAAAGAUAAUUAAGUACAGAUAACUAUGAUAUUUAGACUUGAUGAAAAUCAAAAAGACUUGAAUAUUCUGAUAGAUCAAAUAUUUAUAAAUAUUGAAAAUCCUAACAAGAUAUUUUGGGAAGUAUAUACUUAAGUAUUUCAAUUAUUAUUAUAAUACAAGAGAAUAUCUGAAGUAAAAUAAUAGCUAAAAAUAUUUAGGAUAAUUUGAUAUAAUUUUUUAUGAAUUGCUUUGUAAAUUCAAAUAAAUAUUGUGAGGGAGUUUCUGAAAUAUUUUUAAUGACUCCAAAUACAUUAAAAACCUUUAUUUUUAAAGCCAUGACCAAACAUUUGGAUAAAACUAAAAAUUUUGAAUCGGUAGAGAUUAUAUUAAAACAUUUGAUCAAGGAUUCAAAAAAUGUAAGUUUUAAGAACUCUCUUCAAAAUAAUUUAGAAAAUUAUAUAAAAUAAUAAGAGAAGAAAUGA